This is a messenger RNA of Suillus subaureus, 264 nucleotides long. Its product is annotated as Tim10/DDP family zinc finger-domain-containing protein. The annotation marks the transcript as partial. Gene Ontology annotation, biological process: protein insertion into mitochondrial inner membrane. The transcript has 3 exons. The record is from RefSeq and is a predicted model, not a curated record. NCBI's taxonomy places the organism in Eukaryota, Fungi, Basidiomycota, Agaricomycetes, Boletales, Suillaceae. Gene Ontology annotation, cellular component: mitochondrial inner membrane.
AUGUCUUUCCUUGGUCGUGGUGGUCCGUCACCAGCCGGUGGUGUCAACCAUGAGCGCAUUGAAAUGGCCAUAAACGAAAUUGACAUGGUUUCAGACGUAUUUAACCGUAUUGUUUCUUCAUGUCAUGCCAAGUGUAUCAGUCCUCGCUAUGCCGAAGGAGACCUCAACAAGGGCGAGAGUGUCUGCAUUGAUAGAUGUGUGGCAAAGUUCUUCGAAGUUAACAAGAAGGUCGGAGAAAAGAUGCAGAGCGCAGGUGCAAGUGCA